AUGAAGGCCACUCUCCUUGUCUCUCUUCUUCUCUCCCUUGGAGUCUCAGCUACUCCAGCAGUUGACACUACCACCAUCGAAGACGGUGGCUACACCUAUACUGGUAUCGACAAGGAAAGUGCCAGUGUGCAGGAGAUUAUGGCUGCUGGUCCUGUGGCGGUGGGCGUAUGCAAUGCCAGCCUGGACCUGGCUCUGGACAGUGUUGGACCUAAGCGGCUUCGGCCUUUGUUCAUGUCGUCAGGUGUAGUGGAUCGGAAUCCCACGUGCUCAUUCGGUAUUUUGACGGAGAUAUGA
Fusarium poae is the source of this 294-nucleotide messenger RNA. RefSeq lists its product as uncharacterized. The transcript has 2 exons. Lineage: Eukaryota; Fungi; Ascomycota; Sordariomycetes; Hypocreales; Nectriaceae. Bases 1 to 294 code for a protein of 97 amino acids. The record is from RefSeq and is a predicted model, not a curated record.